AUGGAUAAGUACGAGGAGUAUGGCUACGCUGUAGGCUGCCAGGCUGUGGAGACCGAGGAGUACAACUACAAGCGCCAGGCACCGGCGACCAACUGCGUGCCGGACGACAGCCCGGAGUGCGUCAGUGGCACCUGGUACUCUCUGCCCGGGGCAUGCCCUCACAAAACUCUCUACCACAAGACGGACGAGUGCGAGGAGCAGUACCCAAGCGCUAAGUGCGACCACCCGGACGGCUCCUUGACGUGCACCUACAACGUGCGUUAUGCUGGCCAGGUCGAGCUGGACGAGUUGGAAGGAAUCCCCGACUACGAGAAAUGGUGGGUCGACGAGGAUGGUCCUACUGGCAACAUUGAGUACGAGAAAAUUACCGACGACGGCAACGGCACCGCUUGGUGGAACGAGCGUCACAACGAGGAACGUUGCAACUCCCGUAUGGCGCAGGUCAUCGCCUUGUUUGGCAAGCGCUAUCCGGACUUGCCAGACAACUUGCCGGACCCGCCGUGUUUAUAG
Symbiodinium necroappetens is the source of this 510-nucleotide messenger RNA. The record is from the annotation of a GenBank genome assembly. NCBI's taxonomy places the organism in Eukaryota, Dinophyceae, Suessiales, Symbiodiniaceae.